UGGGGUAUUGUAGUUAAUUCAAUCCUCCUUUUUUUUAUUUUUUUAAGCUUCAAGACAGAAUAGUUAACUCCAUCUUUCUUACUCACAGUUCCAACUUACGAUACACCAACAUAGCACUAGUUUUUUUUCUCCCCUUCAACUUGUUAUUUCAAUCCUGUGAUAAGUGAAAGGUAUUUUUUUGUAAGAUUUUUAACCUAUCGUACAUCCUCUUCUAGCAUUGCAGAAUAUAUAUUAGCAAGUUAUUUGCUGCGGUGUUUUGGAUUUUUCUGAAAAAUGGCGAGUGUUGAGAACAACCAAAACAUGGAACAAGAAGAUGACGAGGUGAACGACUGUAAGAUUGAUCCGUUACUUGGUGAUUCUCAUGAAUACACCAUUGCAGCGGUAGGGAAUGUCACCGAUGCGGAAGGGGUGGACCCGUCUCCGGCGCCGUCAACUGAUAUGGUGCUGUUGUUAAAGGAAGAACCGGAGGAAAAUGAUUUGCGAGUUUCUACGUCAGUUGGGAUGAAUAUGCAAUUGCAAAAGGUAGAGAAACAACCGGUGAAAAGAUCCUCAAAGGACCGGCACACGAAAGUGGAAGGCCGUGGUCGGAGAAUCCGUAUGCCGGCGGCUUGUGCUGCUAGAAUCUUCCAGUUAACGCGGGAACUAGGUCAUAAAUCGGAAGGUGAAACUAUAAGAUGGCUUCUAGAACGCGCCGAACCAGCCAUCAUUGCCGCUACUGGAACGGGUACGGUUCCGGCCAUCGCCGUAUCAGUAAACGGAACGCUGAAAAUACCGACGACAAACAACGAGGGAGAAAGCUCGAGGAAGAGAAGGAAAAGGGCUGCAAAUAGCGAGUUUUAUGAGGUACAUGAAGCGUCAAAUUUUGCACCCGUGGCUCCCAUUGCCCCACAAGGUCUUGUUCCUGUUUGGCCAGUGGGCUCUGGGAAUGGACUUGUACCCACCACAGCAUUUACCGGUGGGGCAACUCUCUAUAUGCUGCCGCCAGGCACUAAUACAACAGUUGCUGCUACUGGGGCUCAGUUGUGGGCCACUCCAAUACUUAAUGUACCUGGUAUGGGUUAUGCAGCAUCAGGGGUCUCUGCUGCCAGUGAGGUUCAUUUGAGUAGCUCUUGUGUGUCAAAAAGUGAUAACAAUGGAGACAAGUUAACCACAGUUGCUUCAGCCAUGCCUCCAAGUUCUAGUUCUACUGGUUCCACAACUACACAAAUGCUUAGAGAUUUUUCAUUGGAGAUUUAUGACAAGAGAGAGCUUCAGUUUAUGGUUGGUUCUGGUUCCAGUGAAAUUGAUCAAACUUCCUCAUCUAAAUCCUGAUUAACUUUUUUUUUAAUCUCUUCUGGAUGAAGCAUCUAGUUUUUUCAAAAGAUUAUUUUUGCCUGCUUUUAACAUUUUGCUUGUAAGCAUCUAGGAAAGGAAGUUGCUCUGCUGUGAAUGUCAUGACAUGGGUUGGUCAAUUUUAAAUGUCAACUUGCUGUAUUCUUAGUUUUGGGGCACUCAAACUUUUUCUUUGCAUUA
This is a messenger RNA of Solanum pennellii, 1512 nucleotides long. RefSeq names its product transcription factor TCP19. Lineage: Eukaryota; Viridiplantae; Streptophyta; Magnoliopsida; Solanales; Solanaceae. The coding region runs from base 274 to 1311 and encodes 345 amino acids. Gene Ontology annotation, cellular component: nucleus. Gene Ontology annotation, molecular function: DNA-binding transcription factor activity; sequence-specific DNA binding. The transcript has 2 exons. The record is from RefSeq and is a predicted model, not a curated record.